AGGCGCCAUUUCCGUGAAGGGGAAAGGCGGUGCGGCCUGUAAUCAUGGCGCUGUUCCCGGCCUUUGCGGGCGUUAGCGAGGCCGCCGCUAGUGGGGGCUCCAGGAAAGAAUUAGACUGGCUGAGCAACCCAAGCUUUUGUGUAGGAACCAUUUCGUCGCUGAGCCAACACACAGAAGAGGCCAUAGCCCGUGUUUCUGAGGAGUCACCACUGGCAAGAAAAAAAAUUCAAAAUCCGGUUUUCCCAAGCAGGGGUCCCCUGAAAUCAGAGUCUUCAGAUGAGAGUGACGCCAACAAAAAGCUCUCACAAGUAAGCAGAAAAAAGAAGAAAGAGAAAAAGAAGAAACGGAAGCACCAGCACCGUAAGAAAACGAAGAGGAAACAUGGGCAGUCAAGUAGCAGUGGGUGUGAGUCAGAUGCUGGUUCUGGGAAGGACCCAUCUUCCAGAAGCCUCAGGGGAAGUCAGAAGGAGUCUGAGAAACCCAGUCAAGGAAAUACUGCUGGUGCUGGUGCUGGACAGCAUACUAUUUGGCUGGAUGACAUCCAGACUCUAACGGGAGAAAUCUUCAGGACAGAUAAGAAACCAGACCCUGCCAACUGGGAGUACAAGUCCCUCUACCGUGGGGACAUAGCAAGAUACAAAAGGAAAGGCAACUCCUGCCUAGGCAUUAACCCUAAGAAACAGUGUAUAUCUUGGGAAGGGAUUUCUACAGCAAAGAAGCAUUCCCACAAGCCCCUCGAACGCUAUUUUACAAAGAAGAGUGUGGGAUUACUAAACAUGGACGGAGCUGCUGUGAGCUGUAAAAGUGAACCUCCCUCCUCGGAGCCAGUCUCGUUCAUUCCAGUGAAAGACUCAGAUGACGUGGCUGCUCCUGUUACAAGCUGGUUGAAUCCUUUGGGGAUUUAUGAUCAGUCAACCACGCAGUGGUUACAAGGACAGGGUCCUACAGAGCAAGAAGCAAAGCAGCCAGACUCACAGACAGACAGACAGAAUGCUAUUCUCAAGGCCAAGGUGGAGGAGUUCAACAGGAGAGUUCGGGAGAAUCCUCAAGAUAUUCAGCUAUGGAUGGCGUUUGUAGCAUUUCAGGACGAGGUCAUGAAGAGUCCUGGCCUGUAUGCCAUCGAGGAGGGAGAACAGGAGAAGCCCAAGAAGUCCCUAAAGCUACUCCUGGAGAAGAAGCUGGCUGUUCUGGAGCGGGCCAUUGAGAGCAACCAGAGCAGCGUGGACCUGAAGCUUGCCAGACUGAAGCUCUGUGCAGAAUUCUGGGAGCCCUCCACACUGGUCAAAGAGUGGCAGAAACUGAUCUUCUUACACCCCAAUAAUACGGCCCUGUGGCAAAAAUACCUUGUAUUUUGCCAGAGCCAGUUUAGCACCUUUUCUAUAUCAAAAAUUCUUAGUCUUUAUGGCAAGUGCUUGAGUACUUUGUCUGCUGUUAAGGAUGGCAGCAUCUUAUCUCACCCUGCAUUGCCUGGCACGGAAGAAGCCAUGUUUGCACUCCUCCUUCAGCAGUGCCACUUUCUGCGGCAGGCUGGCCACUCAGAGAAGGCCAUCGCUUUGUUCCAGGCCAUGGUUGACUUCACCUUCUUCAAACCUGACAGUGUGAAAGAUCUGCCUACUAAAGUACAGGUGGAAUUCUUUGAACCCUUCUGGGACAGUGGAGAACCCCGGGCUGGGGAGAAGGGAGCCCGAGGCUGGCGGGCGUGGAUGCACCAGCAGACACGUGGUGGCUGGGUGGUUGUCAAUCCAGAUGAGGAUGACGACGAGCCAGAAGAGGACGACCAGGAGAUAAAAGACAAGACACUGCCCCGAUGGCAGAUCUGGCUUGCUGCUGAGCAUUCACGAGACCAGAGGCACUGGCGUCCCUGGCGUCCUGACAAGACCAAGAAACAAAGUGAGGAAGAUUGUGAGGACCCCGAGAGACAGGUGUUAUUUGAUGAUAUCGGGCAAUCGCUGAUCAGACUUUCCAGCCAAGAUCUCCAGUUCCAGCUGAUUGAGGCCUUUCUGCAGUUCUUGGGUGUGCCUUCUGGCUUUGUUCCUCCAGCUUCGUGCCUCUACCUGGCCAUGGAUGAGAGCAGCAUCUUUGAUAACGGACUUCCUGAUGAAAAGCCCUUGACUUACUUUAGCCUUUCAUUCUCGGGCAUCAGCAGUGUUGGCCACAUGGACCAGUUAGGCUGUCCUCGCUGGACCCAGGGUCAUAACCGAGAGGGCGAGGAGUUCAUUCGAAAUGUCUUCUACCUUGUGAUGCCUUUGUUCUCAGGGAAGCAAAAGUCUCACCUCUGCUUCUCCUGGCUACGGUAUGAGAUUGAAAAGGUCAUUUGGUGUCUACAUACUAAAAACAAGAAGAGAUUAAAGUUCCAGGGGAAGAACUGUAAAAAAUUAGCCAAGAAUCUCCUGAAGGAGCCAGAAAACCGCAACAACUUUUGCCUCUGGAAGCAGUAUGCACAUCUGGAGUGGUUGCUUGGCAACAUAGAGGAUGCCAGAAAAGUUUUUGAUACAGCACUCAGCAUGGCAGGCAGCAGUGAGCUGAAGGAUCGCGAACUCUGUGAGCUCAGUCUGUUGUAUGCUGAGCUAGAGGUGGAACUGUUGCCAAACUCAAGAGAGACCGCCCCGGCCCGAGCUGUGCAUAUCCUAACCCGACUGACGGAGAGCAGUCCCUAUGGGCCCUAUACUGGGCAGGUUUUGGCCAUUCAUGUUUUAAAAGCUCGAAAGGCAUAUGAGCAUGCUCUGCAGGAAUGUCUGGGUGAGAGCCCUGUCUCCACCCCACGUCCUGAUGAGUCCUUGGAUUGCUUGAGUAGCUUGGUCAAAUGCUUUAUGUUCUUCCAGUAUUUGACUGUCGGGAUUGACGCUGUUGUGCGGAUAUAUGAGCAGGUAUUUGCCAAACUGAAGGGCUCUGUUUUGCCAAAAGGCCCUGGCCUGGAGGACAGUGCGUGCUCUCAGAGUUUGACCAGUGUUCUCGAAGCCGUCACCCUGAUGCACACAAGUGUGCUGAGGUUCCACAUGAAAGUCAGUGUUUACCCUCUGACUCCGCUUCGAGAGGUGCUCUCAGAGGCUUUAAGGAUGUAUCCGGGCAACCAGGUUCUUUGGAGGUCCUACGUACAGGUUCAAAAUAAGUCCCACAGUGCCUGCAAGACCAGAAGAUUCUUUGAUUCAAUCACCAGGUCUGCUGAACCCUUAGAGCCUUGGUUGUUUGCUAUUGAAGCUGAGAAAAUGAGGAAAAGUCUGGUGGAAACUGUUCAGAGGGUAGGUGGUAGAGAGAUCCAUGUCACCAUCCCUGAGACGGGCCUCACACAUCGAAUCAGAGCCCUCUUUGAAAAUGCAAUUCGGAGCGACAAUGGCAGCCAGUGCCCCUUACUAUGGAGGAUGUAUUUGAAGUUUUUGGUUUCCUUAGGAAAUAAAGAAAGAAGCAAAGGUGUGUUCUAUAAAGCACUUCAGAACUGUCCUUGGGCAAAAGUGUUGUACAUGGACGCUGUGGAGCAUUUCCCCAACGAGCUGCAGGAGAUCCUGGAUCUUAUGACAGAGAAGGAGCUUCGUGUACGCCUGCCUGCAGAGGAGCUGGAGCUCCUACUGGAGGACUAGAGAGUGGGCCAUCUGCCUGUGGGCUGGGAGCAGAGGGUGGACACUGGAGUGUGGUCUCGCAAGUGUUUCUCUAUAUUUGUGUCUGGAUGCGUAAAUGACACAAAUGCUAUUGUUUUACAUAUUAUAUAUGUGACUGUGUACAUGCAUACAGAGAUGAACAAUUAUGUCAAUGGUGAUGAAACCAUUUGGGGUUGAGGUGUGCACAGCUUCCUCUUUCUUGUCCCCUACCCAGCAAGCACUGGCCCUGCCAUACUGCCCAUAUAGCCCUUGGUGGUGUCCUUGGUCCUGCCAGGCCCUCUUGAGUUUGGAGUCACAGGAUCAUCUCCUAUAGACAGGUCAGUAGAAGAGCAGACAAUCUUCAGUCCAGUACAGUGGAGGGUCAUUUAACAUUCGGUGUCCUGUCCUGAGUCAGGAGUGUGGCAAGGUGCUCAUUUCCUAAGCCCUAUGCUGGUGAUAUCUGCCUUUGUGGACCAGCAGAAUCCUCUGGAACAAGUGAGCUUGGACUCCAGGCCCACCCUGUGCAGCAGGGUCAGAAUCUGCCAUUUUCCAGAGCCAGCUGCUGUGUGCGCAGCGAGGCAUGCAUGGAAAGCAGGAAGCUUGCUGGUGACUCCAGUCCAGAGGAAGAGCACAAAUCACCACCACCAGUUUCCCACCCAAUCUAUUCCCCAGUGGUAACCUGUACCUUGGGAGCCUGGAAUGGCAUGAGAGUGGGCAGGGAAACCCUGAGACAUGAUGAAGCAGCUUCUCACAUCAACUACUGGCAUAUUACUUGCUGUGUGGGAAGAAGGUUAAAAUGAAAAUGUAGGAUUUGCUAUGGGUAGAGCAGUUCCUUGCCUUCUAGCAUAAUAGGUUCAUCUGGCACCUGACCUGCUCAGCCCUGGAUCAGUGCAGCUCCACAUGAGCUGUUGCUGUUCCCAGGAGUCCGUUUGGAUUAUCUUUUCCUAAGAAGCCUUGCUCCCACACUCCCACCACCAUUUGACCAUAUGUAAUCUAUCUCCCCUUUGCUGACACCAUCCAGUCCUGCAUGCCCUCCUCACCUUCAUGGCCCCCAGGGAUGGGUACCCUCAGGAAUGCUCCUUCACCCUACCUAUAUGCCACUUCCCUGUACGGGGUACCCCAGCCCUAUACCUGCACCCUUCUCACCACACCUGGCUGGCAUCCUCACCCUGCCUUUUAGCUUCUCCAUGUGGACAGCCCACCUUCCCACAGGUACACUGUCCCCAUCCACAUCUGGAUGUCAUUUGUGGUAGACAGAAUGGCCCCAAAGAUGUCCAUACUAUAAGCCUUGGAGCCUACACAUGGCCAGAACUAUGCAAAUGGAAAUUCUUUAAAACAGGAAGGUUAUCCUGGGUUAUCUGGGUGGUCCAAUGUAGUCAUGAGGGUCCUUAAGAAAAGGAAGGCAGAUGGGAAGACGAAAAAAAAGGCAGGGAAGCUUAACCUGUUCUGGCUUUGAGGAUAGAGGAGGCCUGGAGUCAGGAGGAAGGGUGGGCUUUACAAGUUGGGAAAGGUCCUCAGUGACAGCCAACCAGGAAGUGCUGACCUCAGCCCUACAACUGCAGGAAACUGAAUUCUGCCAAUCCCAUGUCAAGAACUGGGUUCUCCUUAGAGCCUCCAGAAGGAACACAGUCCUGUCAACAUCAUGACUUUAGGUGUCUUUUAACCUAUGGAACUGAGAUAAAUUUGUAUUGUUUUACUUGUUACGGUGGCAACAGAAAACUAGUACACAGGCCACCCUGCCCCUCAGUGAACUUUUCAGAAAGGAAAGAAGUAAAGAAAAUAAGAAAGGGAAGCUCUCACAUUCUUGAAUUCUGUUUAAAGUGAUGAGGUUCUGAACCCAGGAAGACAAGGUUGGGAUGAGAGUCUUCCCCCAACCUUCUGAGGUUUCUUUUAGUAGCUCUAAGUCUCUUAAGAACACCCUCGUCUCCGCCACACCUCCACCCCCCAGCAUGUGAGCACCUGUGUGGUCCACAGCAGGAAGCUGCUUCCUUCUCUAUAGGCAACAUGCGAGCCACAUGAAGUCAGCCUUUAUUAUUCAAACAAUUAUCACUGGCUCUGUGGCUCUUAUCUUACCUCUCCC
Castor canadensis (American beaver) is the source of this 5652-nucleotide messenger RNA. RefSeq names its product NRDE-2, necessary for RNA interference, domain containing (gene Nrde2). Gene Ontology annotation, biological process: negative regulation of RNA catabolic process; RNA processing; regulatory ncRNA-mediated heterochromatin formation. NCBI's taxonomy places the organism in Eukaryota, Metazoa, Chordata, Mammalia, Rodentia, Castoridae. Gene Ontology annotation, molecular function: protein binding. Gene Ontology annotation, cellular component: catalytic step 2 spliceosome. The record is from RefSeq and is a predicted model, not a curated record.